AUGUUGAAGAAGACCUUUUUGUCACGCUUAAUAAUGUUUCCGAAACUUCACUUGCUGGCUGCUCAUGCAGUGGACUUUGCUAGAAGAAAUGGAUGGUGGUCUCUGGUAAAUGAACAAGGUUUAGAGAGUCUUCACGGCGUUUUCAAUAGAUUAGCACCACGUUAUGAAAAUGUUGGGGAUGAUGUUUUGUCAGCGGAGAAAUUGUUUAGGCAUCAAUGGAUGUUAAAUUGUUUGCACGAUAAAGGCAGAACAGAAAAUACGCAAGAAAACAUUCAAAUUAGGCAGAGGCGUUUAAGUUUUUAA
This is a messenger RNA of Meloidogyne enterolobii, 303 nucleotides long. The record is from the annotation of a GenBank genome assembly. Lineage: Eukaryota; Metazoa; Nematoda; Chromadorea; Rhabditida; Meloidogynidae.